This is a messenger RNA of Penaeus indicus, 779 nucleotides long. RefSeq lists its product as uncharacterized. NCBI's taxonomy places the organism in Eukaryota, Metazoa, Arthropoda, Malacostraca, Decapoda, Penaeidae. The transcript is spliced from 6 exons. The coding region runs from base 1 to 747 and encodes 248 amino acids. The record is from RefSeq and is a predicted model, not a curated record.
AUGCCCUCAAAGAAGAAAAAUUUUGCAGGUAGUACCAGUCCUGAGCGACGUCAUCAUCAUGCCCGUCACUCCAGUUUGACCUUACCUGUUGAGGGUCACCCCAACACCGCCCAAACACAUGCCCGUGAUGUCGUAGAGGUCAACUGCCGCCUAGAUGCGCUCACCAGACAAAUGCAACAUCUUGAGGCACGGGUGACUUCAGAUAUUGCUCAGAUCCUGCUUCUCCUUCAGCAACAGCAGCAGCAUCAACAAAACCAGCAGAAUUCAGUCUCACCGUCCCAGUUGGACUCUGAUCAGAGUCCCGAGCGUCGUCGUGGUGGUGUGGGCAUCCCCCGAAGUGGAAGCGGAAGAGAAAGCCGGGUGUUCCGACGGGCAGCUUCUCUACAUGACGAGCCUCCACACUACUCUAGGCAUCACUAUCGUUCUUUAGAGAUCACACGUCCACCGGUGGAAGAUCUCCUUGGUCAGUCUGGUGACGGCCCUUCAAACCAAGGUCUCGAUUUCCGGGAAGUCAGCAGCGGUCUUGCCGGGGUCAGCGGGCCAGGUCGGGGGGGUGCGGGUAUGGCCACUAGACCAUGCCCCUCUAUGCCUCUCACCCCUGACCUUGACCCAGAUGCACUCAGGCCCUCCCCCCCUCGUAGCCAGUCCCAGCCCUCUGACCUUACCCAGGAGCGAUCCCGAGAGGCCAGCCCUGGAACCAGCAAAGUCCAGCUCCCAGACACCCCAAAGACUGAAUCGGAUGUUUAGAGGUAUCGCAAUCGCACCCGAAAGACCAUAGA